AAAGCAACAUGGUAGAAAUGUGAUGUUAGCGGCUAACAUCGCUACAUUUAAAAGGGUUACAGAACUUGUAUUAAAAGAGUCACUUGCUCCAAAACGGACUAAAAUAAUUAAAAUACAUAUAUUCGGUUUAUCGCACAUACGCGGUGUUGAUUUUGUGGUCAACUGAUGUCUAAAAUCCCCACCUGAAAUGUCCAAACCUGCACUUUUUUCUCUUCAUCAAGCCCUGAGGAAGAGCUUCCAGAGUCUUGAGAACAAUCAGAAAGUAUGGACGAGUGUGUUGGCGGAGUGCAGCCCUCUGAUGGCGUCUCUCGGGAACUUGGCGGAGCAGUUGCGAGCGCUUUCCAAUGUCCAAAUUUCCAACACACCGCUCAGAGACUUUCCUGACCUCGAGGAGCGUCUCCGUUUCAAGCUGUCACUGGCCAUGGACACAGUGCUGGGUAAACUCAAUGAGAAGAUGUCUUCUCUACAGUCUGUGAAAGACUCCAUCAGUAACCAGGUCUCUGCAGUCUUUCAGCUCUACGAGCAGAACAAAGACAGUCUGGAUCUGCUCGCUGUGACCGAGCGCUCGGCCGUCGUCCCGUCAGUCUCUGACAUGCUGGAGUGGCUGCAGGAUGCCGAGCGUCACUAUCGACAACAAUUUCUGAGGAGGAAGACUCUGCUGCAGACUCUGAGGGCAGAUCAUCUCUCCCCUUUAGAAUCUGCUCCCAAAAGAUGGAAAUCCCUCGAGUCUCCCAGCGCAGAAGAGCGUAUCACAGAUACACUUUGCAAAGUGUCCUUCUUUAUCGAGUGCCAGUGACGAGAGUAAAAGCAACAUAACUGGAACUCUGACCAGCGUCUGAAUCUGACUGCAUUUCUAUAAAGUGUCUGGAAGAGAAGAGCAGGACUGUUAAAGGAAUAAUGUGCACACAAUCAACUUUACCUCAGGUGGACGCAUUUCCUGUGGAUCUUAUCGAAAGGACUGGAUUUUUAUUUUGUCUUUUAAAUGUCUUUGGGCAUGUUCUUACAGGGCUUGAAAUACUUUUUUUCAGUGCGUUGAUGCAUGUAACUUUUAAAAUUAUAUGCACCAUUUUUUUUAACUGCACCAUUUGGAGUAUUUAUCCUUCUUUCUCAGCACUUCCAACAUAGAAGCUGCCGAAUCCACUAAAAUAAAUUCAAGUCAACUGCUGUGAAA
Molecule: messenger RNA, 1171 nt
Organism: Plectropomus leopardus (leopard coralgrouper)
Lineage: Eukaryota; Metazoa; Chordata; Actinopteri; Perciformes; Serranidae
Gene: airim
Product: AFG2 interacting ribosome maturation factor
Cellular component (GO): cytoplasm; nucleus
Source: RefSeq, a predicted model, not a curated record